Hydractinia symbiolongicarpus is the source of this 2013-nucleotide messenger RNA. RefSeq names its product NFU1 iron-sulfur cluster scaffold homolog, mitochondrial-like. The record is from RefSeq and is a predicted model, not a curated record. Lineage: Eukaryota; Metazoa; Cnidaria; Hydrozoa; Anthoathecata; Hydractiniidae. Bases 697 to 1548 code for a protein of 283 amino acids. Gene Ontology annotation, biological process: iron-sulfur cluster assembly. The transcript has a single exon. Gene Ontology annotation, cellular component: mitochondrion. Gene Ontology annotation, molecular function: iron ion binding; iron-sulfur cluster binding.
CAAAGGUUGCAUGUGCUUCCACCAUUCUUAUAAGGAGAGCUAUGGUCGAUUAUUCACCAAGAAAAUAUCGGUUCUAUACCUUUUUUUCUUCAAAUGCCACAAGUGUUUAGACAGUUCUGUGAAGUUUAACUUGUUUUCUUAUUUAAAUGUGUGUAUAUGUUGGUUGUAACAGGACUUGAAUGUAUUCUGCUUGAAGCCUAUGUAGUUUGCAUCUUCUUCGUUGUUAAUUGUGGACACAUUGCAUAGAUUAAUUACAUGCUUAUCCUGACAUUUCCCGUCUAGAGGGCACACAUCUCUUCGUCUGCAGUUGCUUAAUAAAUAAGAAAUUUUUUUUGUGAUCUGAGUGACCCAUUUGUUUUUGACUUUUUCAAGGAAAUAGUGAUCAAUUUAAAAUCUGCAUACAUAGAGUAUCCAUAUAAGGACUUGAAAUCAGUAGAUUCAGUGCUGUUAGAUUCGGAAUAUUGAUUGAUUUAACCAAAAGUGAAAGUUGCUUGUACAUAAUUAUAAAUCUAUUUAUGUUAUUUUGGUAAAUUGUUUCUUUUAAAGUGGUUCUCACACAUAUUGCACAUAUAUAAGUAUUUUCAAUAGAACAAAUAAUACUUCUGUCUUUUACAUUAUAUAACUUCCAUCACCUCAUGGUUUAUCAGAUCAUAAAAAGUGUUUGUAUUGUUUGCAUUGCUUUUGUGUAAUUCAGCAAUGUUUUUUUCUUUUUUUAAUAAGGAAUUAUUAAACAUGGCAUUGAGACACGUUUCCAAGAAAUUUUUGUCAUAUUCAAACAGAUGCAUGUGUAUAUUGCCUAAAGGAAUCAAAUUGGCUUUCAACAUCAGGUACAUUAAUUUCUACAAAAUAACCGAGACCAGUAGCAAACUUUUCAAGACAAAAAUACCAAAUGUUUUACAGAACUUUACACGUACUAUGUUUAUCCGCGUUCAAGACACACCAAAUCCGAACAGCCUAAAGUUUAUUCCUGGUUGUGAUGUAUUGGAGAGUGGCACAGUAGAUAUCCCAUCAGCAUCACAAGCUUAUCGUUCUCCGCUUGCUCGACAGCUAUUCAGGAUACAUGGGGUUAAAGGGGUGUUUUAUGGACAGACAUUUAUAACCAUUACAAAAUCAGAUGAUGAUGAGGUAUCAUGGGCCUUACUCAAACCAGACAUUUUUGCUACCAUUAUGGAUUUUUUCAGCAGCAAUUUGCCUAUACUCAGCGACGAUCAACCAGCUGAUGACACUGCUCCUUGUGAUGAUGAUGACGAAAUCGUGCUCUUGAUUAAAGAGUUGUUGGACUCUCGUAUCAGACCUACUGUUCAAGAAGAUGGGGGAGAUAUCCUGUUCAAGGGUUUUGACCCUGUAACUGGCAUUGUAAAGUUAAAGUUACAAGGCUCCUGUACGAAUUGCCCUAGUUCAUCAAUUACGUUAAAACAUGGUGUUCAGAAUAUGAUGCAGUUUUAUAUUCCAGAGGUUAGUGGAAUUGAAGAGGUAAGGGAUGAGCUGGACGAUAUCAGUGAUCAGGAAUUUCAAAAACUUGAAGAAAAACUGAAUGAGAAAGAUUAAAAGAUGUUUGAAGGGAGAUUGUUUUUUGAAUAGUAUUGUAGAAAUGUUUAGGUAGAUAAAUUUGUCUGAUGAUUUAUAUUGUAUAAAAACAACUUUUAGUUCUAAUGGUCUAUAAUUUUACUUUUGCAGUGUGUAGUAAUAUAUCUUAGCCACCUUAUAAUUCCCUGCGUAAAACCUAAAAGUUUAGUUACAUACGUUACAUAAAUCUCAACUUUAUGUAUAAGCCAUACUUGCAUGAUAUUAGAAUAUUAUUUUUUUGAUUAUGUGGCAUAUUCUUACUGUUCUUUGCAAAGUGAAACAAAAUGGCUUUUUAUCUAUGAGUUGUUUAUUGUCAGUACUAUAUACUUUAUAUUUAUUUUGAUUUUACAUUUUUCUUGUUGUGUAUUUAAGCUGAAGUACUUAUUGAAUUAUCAAUCUUGGUAUUUAUAACAAACAUGGUGGCAAUAAAUUAUCAAGGCUUUAUAA